GAUAAAUGCUGUAUAUUAAGAAAGUAAUAUCUAGUGUGUGUGGUCUCUUGUCCUGAUGGGGGAGGGUCCACACACACACUAUUAUAUCACACUUCUGUCAUAUUUUCAUUAUAAUGUUGCAGUGCUCAGUGAAAAUGGUUCAUGUCGGCGUUUUGUUCAGCGUGUGUUUGUGGCAACGGUUUGGAGUGUUUGCAGUGAAGUCAGUGUCAGUGACGGAGGGAGAUUCAGUCUCUCUAAACUCUGAUCUCACUGAAAUGAUGGAUUAUGAUCUGAUUCUGUGGAGGUUUGGUGAUGAAAACACUUUAAUUGCUGAAAUCAAUGUAAUGGCCGACAGAAUGACUGUAUAUGAUGAUGAUCCUGAUGGGAGAUUCAGAGACAGACUGAAGCUGGACGAUCAAACUGGAUCUCUGACCAUCACACACACCACAACUGAACACACUGGAGUUUAUACACUACUGAUGACCAGAAAUCUGAGCAAGAGUUUCCGUCUCACUGUCUAUUCUCGUCUGCCUGUUCCUGUCAUCAUCAGUAACUCGUCACGAUGUUCUUCAAAUUGUUCAUUGGUGUGUUCAUCAUCAGUGUUGAGUGUGUGUGAUGCGACUCUGUCCUGGUACGCAGGAAUGAGUGUAUUGUCCAGCAUCAGUGUGUGUGAUCUCAGCAUCAGUCUCUCUCUACCUCUGGAGGUGGAAUAUCAGGAUAAAAACACCUACAGCUGUGUGCUGAACAAUCCCAUCAGCAACCAGACCACACAUCUGGACAUCAACACACUCUGCAGACACACAUGUGCAGAAGUUCACAGCUGUGGUUCUAUUGAAGCUGUGAUCCGAUUGGUCCUCUCUGCUGUGGUGGGCGUGGCUACUGUCAUUCUUCUGGUUUAUGACAUCAGAUCCACAAGAGGAGGAGACUAAUGGAAGAUCAGUUGAAGAAUCAACAGCGGUGACCCUUAAAAAAGUUUCUUAUGAAUGACUAUUUUCAAUAAUUAAAUAAUUUCAAUUGAGAUGUUUACUACUGUGUAUUAUGCUGACUCCCAGAGUGCACAUCGACAUGAAUACAUUAAGCAAUUACUUUGUCUUACUAUUUUACAAUAAUUUUUUUUUUGCUUUUUUAAUUUUUUUUUUACAAUUGUAUUUGUUGUCUUGUGUCAGUAGCACAACCAAGACAGAAUUUUGUUUUAUUGAAAUUAAUUAAAAUUUACUCACUUAAAAAUAUUGGGUUAAAAAUAAUCCGUUUUUUAGUGUAUAUCAUUUGUUGUGUUUUGCAUACUGACAUCAACAUUCUGGUUUGAAACAAAUCAUUUGCAAAGGUUUUGUAUCUUCACGACUGUCAGUUGCCAUAUAUGCAACAAUAUUAAUAAAGAGUCAUUUCUGAAUAAUCA
Pimephales promelas (fathead minnow) is the source of this 1375-nucleotide messenger RNA. The record is from RefSeq and is a predicted model, not a curated record. Lineage: Eukaryota; Metazoa; Chordata; Actinopteri; Cypriniformes; Leuciscidae.